AUGCUUAGAUUGGUAUCAAGACAGACCGUUGCGCUCAAGAAGAAUUUGCCAGCAUCAUUUCAAUCAUCCAGACUUGCAUCCACAUUGGCUCUUCUUGAGACAACUGCAGAUGGGAAACUAGAUCCAUCUUCUUUGAAUUUAUUACAGGCUGCUAAACUAUUAAACAAUCCAAUAACAGCAUUACUUGUGGGUCCUAAUGCAUCUAAGGGAGCCCAAAACCUUAAGGAUUCUGUGAAAUGUGAAGAGCUUUCAAAGAUUGCUAUUGUAAAGGACGAAUCCUUAGCUCAUUAUUUACCUGAAAAUAUAUCACCAUUACUCGUUGAAUUACUAAAAGAUGAUACCUUCUCUCAUUUUGUAAUUUCCAGCUCAUCUACAGGUAAGAAUAUAUUGCCUCGUCUUGCUGCAUUGAUUAAUAACCAACCUAUAUGUGAUAUAAUUAAGAUUGAAGGCCCUAACAAGUUUAUAAGACCAAUAUAUGCAGGUAAUGCCCUUGCUACAAUUGAAACCGCUCAAGAAAAGAAAUUACUUAGUGUCCGUGCUUCUGCAUUUGACUCUAUCGAAGAAGGUAAAUCGGAAGAUGUUGAAAUUGUUGAGAUUCCUUUUACAAAUAAAGAUAAUGUACCAAUUAAAUGGUUAUCUGCUAAUUUGACAAAGACUGGAAGACCAGAUUUAGGAUCUGCAAAGACAAUUGUGUCAGGUGGACGUGCAUUUAAAGAUAAAGAAAGUUUUGAGAAAUAUUUAACCCCUUUAGCUGACGUUUUAAAUGCAGGUAUUGGUGCAACAAGAGCAGCUGUAGAUAAUGGGUUAUGUGACAACUCGUUACAAAUUGGACAAACAGGUAAAAUUGUUGCUCCAAAUCUGUAUAUUGCUGUCGGUUUAUCCGGUGCUGUUCAACAUUUGGCUGGUAUGAAAGAUUCAGGUACAAUUGUUGCAAUCAACAAUGAUCCAGAUGCACCAAUAUUUAAAACUGCAACGUUUGGUUUAGAAGGUGAUGCAUUAGAUAUUGUUCCAGAAUUAACAGAAAAGAUCAAAGCGACUCAAAAAUAA
Messenger RNA from Maudiozyma saulgeensis, 1047 nucleotides. The record is from the annotation of a GenBank genome assembly. Lineage: Eukaryota; Fungi; Ascomycota; Saccharomycetes; Saccharomycetales; Saccharomycetaceae.